Styela clava is the source of this 3215-nucleotide messenger RNA. Its product is annotated as flotillin-2-like. Gene Ontology annotation, cellular component: plasma membrane; flotillin complex; cytoplasmic vesicle. Gene Ontology annotation, biological process: protein localization to plasma membrane; regulation of myoblast differentiation. Gene Ontology annotation, molecular function: protease binding. NCBI's taxonomy places the organism in Eukaryota, Metazoa, Chordata, Ascidiacea, Stolidobranchia, Styelidae. The record is from RefSeq and is a predicted model, not a curated record.
CAGGAAAUUCUAUUCAUAAUUGUUAUAGAGUUCCAUCUAUAGAAAUGGGGAAUUGUCAUACUGUUGGACCAAAUGAAGCCUUGGUUGUAUCAGGUGGAUGUUGUGGAGGUGAUCAUAAGCAAUAUGUUAUUGGUGGAUGGGCAUGGGCUUGGUGUAUGGUUACUGAAGUACAAAGAUUAUCAUUGGAAGUGAUGACGUUAAAUCCAGUGUGUGAGAAUGUCGAAACUGCUCAGGGUGUCCCAUUGACAGUAACUGGAGUUGCACAGGUCAAGGUCAUGACUGAGAAAGAUCUUCUUGCUUCAGCUUGUGAGCAGUUUUUGGGUAAAACAAUUACUGAGAUUGAACAAGUUCUUCUUCAGACUUUGGAAGGUCAUCUCAGAGCUAUUCUCGGAACCCUCACUGUUGAAGAAAUCUACCAGGACAGAGACAGAUUUGCCUCUCUCGUACGAGAAGUUGCUGCACCUGAUGUGGGUCGUAUGGGUAUUGAAGUUCUGAGUUUUGUUAUCAAGGAUGUAUCUGAUCGUGUAGAUUAUCUCUCAUCUAUUGGACGUGCACAAACAGCUGUUGUAAAACGUGAUGCAGAUAUUGGUGUUGCUGAAGCAGACAGAGAUGCAGGAAUUCGGGAAUCUGAAUGCGAAAAAGCAAAGAUGGAUGUUACUUUUGAUGCACAAACCAAGGUUGCCGACUCAGAACGUCUGUUCGAAAUGGCUCAAGCUUCGUUUCAGAAGGAAGUGAAUGCUGCGCAAGCUGAUGCUAGACUUGCGUUUGAAUUGCAAGCCGCAAAAGAACGACAACAAAUUCGUGCUGAAGAAAUUCAAAUUCAGGUUGUUGAACGGCAUAAACAGAUUGAUGUCGAAGCAAAAGAAAUUGAACGUAAAGACAGAGAAUUGGAAGCUACUGUUCGUAAACCAGCAGAAGCUGAAGCUUACAAAGUAGAAACUUUAGCUGAGGGAAGAAAAACGAAAACUGUGGAGCUAGCCAGAGCUGAGGCUGAGAAAAUUAAACGAGUGGGUAAAGCACAAGCUUUCUCAAUUGAAGCUAUCGGUAAAGCAGAAGCAGAAAGUAUGAGACAAAAAGCUGCCGCUUACAAACAAUAUGGAGAUGCUGCUUUGAUGUCGCUCAUCUUGGAAUCUCUGCCGAAGAUUGCGGCUGAAGUAGCAGCACCAUUGUCUCGCAUCGAUGAGAUUGUGCUGCUUGGUGAUGCAGAUCGCACAACAAGUGAAGUGACAAAGUUGUUAUCCGAGCUACCACCGGCUGUACAAGCCAUUACAGGAGUAGACUUGUCAAAGGUCUUGAAGCAGAUACCUGGAGCAAAAUAGAAUCUUGAUUUGAAGAUGUGUUGUAUAUCAGAUUCACAGACUCAUAGAAAAGAUAUUUUCCAAUAAAGAGAGACAAGGAAACCAUAAUUGUCCUAACUGUAGUAACACUGCACUAAAUUUUUAUCAAUAAUAAAUUUGUAAUUAUUGUCUCCUAAAAAGUACAUUUAAGUUUUAACAUUUAAUGAGAAAUUUUUCUUGUCAUGAUAUUGCAUGCUGAUAGCGAGACUAAAAUUUGCAAAAACUGUCAAAGUUGGAGAGCAUUCAUUUGUUGUAACCCUACAGAUGGAAGAAUUUUAGGCUUUUUAUUUUCCACUUUUUUUUACAUUUGAAUUGUAAGAUCAAGAUUGUAGACUUACCUAUUACAAUGUCUGGCAUUUGAUCUGUAGGUAUCUUGUUGUAUUCAAUAAGCAUGAACAGUCCUCAAGCUUAUUUCUAUUCAACUUUGACAAAAGUGUAAAUUUGCUCAGGUUUUAUUUGUGUAUUAUAUAUAACUGUAUGUUUUGUAACUCAUUUGUUGAUUUUACCGCUUUAAUUUUCUAACCAUAGCUAUCAUUUACAGCUUCAUUAUGCAUGUUGUUUUUUAUGUUAAGUAGGUAUCUAGUUUCAGAUGGGUAACUAAAUAUGGUGUAUUUCAGUUUUUGUGAUGCAUGUUUUAUUGCUUGUUCUUUUUCUGUGCCUUGUUUUUACAGUUCAAACAUGAACUUCAGCUUUUUCCUCAAAAUUAAAUGUGUUGUACAGGGUGGCCUUGAAAAAAACAGAACCCGACAUAUUCUAGAAAAAGCAUAGCUCUUGUGCAUAUCGUCCUUGGUUACUGAAAUUUUAGGGUAUGUACCAUCAGACACAAACAGAAGUUUAAAUCUUGAAAUAAAUGUUCUCCAGUUUUGCAGAAGUUAAUAUUAAAUUUAUUGGUUCUGUUUUUCUGGGUCUCCGUGUAAAAUUUGAGUUUUGUUUGACUAGUUUUACUCAAGAGAGAAAAGUAAAUGCUUUUAAAUUUUUUAAAGAUGGCUGAAUCAAUUGCAAUAUUUGUUGGUGAAUGCAUUUUUAAUUGGUUUGCUGUAUUAAACUAUAGCUGAUGUAUAGUUUUUAAUAUUUUUACGAAUUACAUUAAGACGAGUAUACUUGAAACUAUUCUUGGAAAUAUGAAUUUACCAUUUCAAUGAUUGUGGUGAUAUAAUAAGUAGUGAAUGUUUAUAGGCCAUAGAAGUAGUUGGGAUUUUAUUUAGCUAUGCUUUGAUCGAAUUUUUUCCAGAAAUAUUUCUGCAAAAUUUUAACUGGAACUGUAUUAAGUAUUCUUUAUUGUGUUCAGUCCCAUUGCAAUAACUAAGCCACACCAGUGAUUUUAAGUUGUGUGUAGCAUGUAGACAUGUGGAAUUCUCUCGGUCAUCAAAUUUUCAACUAUGCCUAUUACAUUCUCGUAAUCAGGCAGCAUUGUGAUAACAAUUCCUGAUUUGAAAAACUGUUUAGAAAUUUUUUUAUUUACUGUUCAUUGGUAAUGUUGUAACAUCAUUUUUUGCUCGUUCCAUCCUUUGUGUGAAGGCUAAGUUUUAACAAAAGAUCAUGAGUACAGUUGCUAAUGGUGAUAUGUUUGAAUAAUGAUAUAUAUUUUGUGUUUCUUUUUCAAUAAGGCCUACUUUUGAUUUUUUGCAAGUAGUUUAUGUAUGUUUGAGUUUUAUGCACAAAUAUGUGUAAAUUCAAUAAGAUGAGCCCCCUUUUCCUUUUACUCAAAGCUUAUUUUUUGGUACGUCCAAGUUUUGGUAGAGUUAUUUGUAGACUAUAUAGAUACACAGCGGGUGCUAUAUCUUAUAUAUGCAGUUUCAAUUUGCAUGUAUGGCAUCAAGCCUCUUGUUAUGGACAUACUAAAUGUAAAUACACCUAAUAAACAUGACUCAUAGAAAA